Messenger RNA from Girardinichthys multiradiatus, 2003 nucleotides. RefSeq names its product perforin 1.5 (gene prf1.5). NCBI's taxonomy places the organism in Eukaryota, Metazoa, Chordata, Actinopteri, Cyprinodontiformes, Goodeidae. Gene Ontology annotation, cellular component: membrane attack complex. The transcript has 5 exons. The coding region runs from base 414 to 1985 and encodes 523 amino acids. Gene Ontology annotation, biological process: immune response. The record is from RefSeq and is a predicted model, not a curated record.
GCUGGGAUUUACAGAACUGGGUCUUGAGCAUGAAAAAACAAACCUACUCAUGCAGAUGAAAUUUGCAAUGCUCCAAGGGAAGAGAGACAGGAAAAGAGGAUGGGUGAGAGAGCAGCGGAUACACAGCACCAACAUACAGAAACUCCCUCCUCUUCAAUAUGCAAAGGACAUAGUGAAGACUGCAAACAGCAGGGUUUCAGCACAGCCUUCUAGAGAGACCAAAGCCCUCUGAAACCUUAGGAUUUUUAUUUUCUUUGCACUUCAUCAUUUACUCAUCUUUACCAAGAAUGGAAAACAUUAAGAAGACUUGAACCAGAAGACGUAGUUUGUUUGGAAAAGAAAGCUACCACUUUCCUGCUGCCCAAAAAAAAAAAGUCUGAAGGAAUAGAAAAAAAAGUCAGUAAGAGGUAACCAUGCAAGCAGAAGGAAACCAGCAGAGAAACCUUGUCCUGUUUGUGCUGACACUGUCAUUUACAUUGGAGGUUGAUAGGGUCUUGGGCUGUCAGAUUGGCACAGGAUCAGAGUGUGAGAAGGCUCCUUUUGUCCCAGGCCACAACCUGGCAGGGGAGGGUUUUGAUGUGGUGCGAAUGCAUCGAACAGGGGCAUACGUCAUCAAUGUCAAAGCUCAUCUGGAUGACAACCGCACCUGUACAUUGUGUCCAAACAGGUUCCAAAGUGGACAGAUUCAGAGGCUCCCAGCUGCAGUGCUGGACUGGCGUCUCUUUAGCCGCUGCAGUAAGCAGCUGUCUAGUGCACUCCACCACUCUGUGGACUCCCUGCUGCGUAGCUCCAACUCGCUGGUUAACAACAAUUGGGGUUUGGAUUUGAGCCUGGACAAAAUCGGCCAGGCGGUGCUAGGAGGAAGCCGCUCAGAUUUGGCCAAGUUUGCACGCUCGCAGCACAGUGCGGACAAAGCUACGUUUGCCAUUAAUGAAAUUAGUUGUUCCUAUUACAGCUACAGACUGGCCGAUCAUCCCCGGCUGAGCUCAGAAUUCACAAAGCAUCUAAGGAGACUCCCACAGAGUUUAAGCACAGCCCAGAACAAAGCCCUGUACAGACGUCUCAUAGACACCUAUGGAACACAUUACAUACACCAGGUGCAGCUUGGGGGUAAGGUAAGGCGAAUCACUGCUUUCAGGACUUGUUUGGCCACACUGAAGGGAUUCUCAGAGGUAAACAUCAAAAACUGCCUGAAUCUUGAACUCCGCAUGGCUCUGGGUUUUCUACCUGCCAAUGCAUCAUUCUCCAACAAAUGUGACAACCUUCUGAAGGGUAACAUGAACAUGGGCUUCUACCAGGGCUUCAUGACACAUAAGACUGAGGUGAUCGGAGGGGAGAAGUAUUUCCCUGACAUUCUUUACCAGCAAGAGCCCUCAGAGGCAUACCACAGCUGGAUAAACAGCCUCCACAACAACCCUGAUGUGAUUUCCUAUGGCAUCUUCCCUCUGCAUCAUUUGGUGGAGGACAAUCAGAUCAGUGAAAAUCUGAGAAGCAUGGUCAUAGAGUACUUAAAAGAAAACCAGCUGGAAGAUGAGCAGCUAGGCCUAAACAACUGCUCCCCAACUUCCAACUUGGACCAUAAUUGUUGUCCUUUACGUACUGGCAGAGGAACUCUGAAACUGGAAAUCCACAGAGCUGCUGGGCUGAGGGCAGACACCUUCACAAAAACAGACGCAUACGUGAAGAUCUUCUAUAGCAGCAUGUAUGAGGAGACUGACACCGUGAUGGACAACAACGACCCAGUCUGGAAUGCCACGUAUGAUUUUGGUUCAGUGGAGCUUGGUCAGGAGCUGAGGUUCGAAGUCUGGGAUAGGGAUGUGCUUUACAAUGACAGAGCAGGAAUAUGUAUCGUCGAUCCUGAGAGAGGAACCCAUUCUUUAAGAUGUCAGUUGCGCAAAGGAGUUCUCUAUUUUACCUACACCAUUAGCUGUGAUACACAUUUGACGGGGUUAAUGUGUGGACAAUACUCUCCGCAGGCUGAGUAAAUUAUAUCUUUCAUUUGU